UAUGGGCAAAAAGGAAAAAGGAAAGCCAAAUCCAUUAGGUGAAGUGAGCAGAGAUUAUACUAUUAAUAUUCACAAAGCUGUUCAUAAAGAAACAUUCAAAAGAAAGGCUCCACGUGCUGUUAGUCACAUAGUCAGAUUUGGUAUUGCAUAUGAUUAAUUAAAUAGCUCAAAAGAAUAUGUUGACAGAGGAUGUCAGAGUUGAUCCAUAAUUGAAUGAAGCAAUAUGGGCUAGAGGAAUUAGAAAUUUACCAAGAAGAAUUAGAGUUAGGUAGUGUGAUUAAAAUUAUUGUUUGCAGACUUUAAAGAAAGAAGAAGGAAGAAGAUGAUGGAAAAGGAAAGUACUAUACUCUUGCUUAGUACGUACCAGUUGAUUCAUUUGCUAACCUCAAGACAGAAAUCACAAAAGCAUAAUGAUUC
This is a messenger RNA of Paramecium pentaurelia, 417 nucleotides long. The record is from the annotation of a GenBank genome assembly. NCBI's taxonomy places the organism in Eukaryota, Ciliophora, Oligohymenophorea, Peniculida, Parameciidae.